Molecule: messenger RNA, 2185 nt
Organism: Vombatus ursinus (common wombat)
Lineage: Eukaryota; Metazoa; Chordata; Mammalia; Diprotodontia; Vombatidae
Gene: FGG
Product: fibrinogen gamma chain
Exons: 10
Coding region: 66-1373 (435 amino acids)
Biological process (GO): platelet activation; protein polymerization; blood coagulation
Cellular component (GO): fibrinogen complex
Molecular function (GO): signaling receptor binding
Source: RefSeq, a predicted model, not a curated record
UGAGGUGUUUUAACAGUUGCUUGCUCUGCAGACAGAGGAUAGAAGGGCGGAGCACUCCAGACACUAUGCAGUUGUCCUGGCAUCCACGGAGGUUAGCUCUGUAUUGUUCCACGUUACUCUUAAUCUUUUCAACAUGCCAAGCAUAUAUUGCCACCAGAGACAACUGCUGCAUUUUAGAUGAGCGAUUUGGUAGCUACUGCCCAACUACGUGCGGGAUUGCAGAUUUCUUAAACAAAUACCAAAACACCAUAGACCGGGACCUACGGCAUAUGGAAGAUGCCUUAAAAGAUAUUGAUAAUAAGACAUCAGAAUCCAAACUGCUGAUCCAGAAAAUCCAAGUCAGCCAGAAUUCUGACACAAGACCUCAAAAUGUGAUCAAUGAUGUGACUCAGAAGUCAAGGAAGAUGAUUGAUGAAAUUAUGAAAUAUGAAGCAAUGGUUAUCACACAUGAAAACAGUAUUAAGUAUUUGCAAGAUAUCUUGGUUUCAAACAACCACAAGAUUCUUCAGUUGAAACAAAAAGCAAUUGAACUUGAAGCGAAAUGUCAGGAGCCUUGUAAAGAUUCAGUUCAAAUACAAGAAACCACUGGAAAGGAUUGUCAAGACAUUGCAAACAAAGGGGCCUCAGUAAGUGGCCUUUACUUUGUCAAGCCAUUCCAAGCUAAGACACAGUUCUUGGUCUACUGUGAAAUAGAUUCAGCAGGCAAUGGAUGGACCGUACUUCAGAAGAGAUUGGAUGGGAGCCUGGAUUUCAAGAAAAACUGGAUUCAAUAUAAGGAAGGAUUUGGACAUUUGUCUCCAACUGGCAACACAGAAUUUUGGCUGGGAAAUGAAAAGAUUCACCUUCUAAGCUCCCAGACUACAAUUCCAUAUGUAUUAAGAAUAGAAUUGGAAGACUGGAGUGGCAAAACCAGCACGGCUGACUACUCCAUGUUUAAGGUGAUGCCUGAAUCUGACAAGUACCGGCUGACCUAUAGCCACUUCCUUGGAGGAGAUGCAGGAGAUGCCUUUGGCGGCUUUGAUUUUGGUGAUGAUCCAAGUGACAAGUUUUUCACCUCCCAUGCUGGCAUGCAGUUCAGUACCUGGGAUAAUGACAAUGAUAAGUUUGAGGGCAACUGUGCUGAACAGGAUGGGUCUGGCUGGUGGAUGAACAAAUGUCAUGCAGGCCACCUCAAUGGUGUUUACUACCAAGGGGGCACUUACUCAAAAUCAUCAACUCCCCGUGGCUAUGAUAAUGGCAUUAUCUGGGCUACCUGGAAGUCAAGGUGGUACUCUAUGAAGAAAACUACCAUGAAGAUUAUUCCAUUCAACAGACUUUCAAUAGAUGGCCAGCAACAUCACUUGGGAGGAUCCAAACAGGUUGGAGACAUUUAAAAGGAUGUUACAAACAUGGCCAACACUUUAAAGGAUUUUUAUCUGAACAGAGACAUGUUGUUUUAUCAAUGGGAGAGCGGAUUUGUUAUGCCACACAUACUUCACUUUCUCAGUAUUGAUCUCCAGGAUUGGAACCAUCACAAACAACUUUGUACAUGUGAUAAUUUAUCUCUGUGCCAUUUCAAUUAAAAAAAUUUCAUAUCUAUGACCAAAUGCCCUGUGCCAUUACUUAGUCCUUAACCAAAACCAAAGGCAUCUCACAUGUAAGGAUAUAGUUGGCACUCAUACUAUAGGAUGGGCAUUUCACAAAACAUUAGGUACAGUUGUAGAAGAAGGACAAGACAUAAUUCCUGACUUCAAGAGAGUGGACAACGAGCUGGGAUACAAGUUCAAUGAAACUAAAUACCAGUAAUCAGAAGUAACAGAAAUGUAAGACCCAUUUAGCCAAAAACACAAGUCACAAAGUCUUAGAGAGCUUUAUAAACAUAAGCAGCUACUUUUAUUCCAAGAAAUGAGUGACAAGGAAACAUAGUGUGUGGUGUUCCAAAAGUGUGCAUUUUAAAGCUAUUAAUGCUUUAAAUUGCACUAAAAUUUUUGGGACACUCAUAUUUAAAAUGUUGUGAACAUUUAUGUUACGCCUGGAUUUCAAUAUUUCAUUCUACAUUCUCUAUUACUGUUGACUACGAGACUGUAAGCUCCAUGAGAGCAGGGACAGUGGGAUUUUUUUUUAUGUAUCUAAAAUGUGUUUCUCCCCAACAUAGUAACCUUACAUACAGUAGGGGCUUAAUAAAUAUUUCGGGCAUUGAAUUCAA